This is a messenger RNA of Sesamum indicum (sesame), 1474 nucleotides long. Its product is annotated as protein TEEBE. Gene Ontology annotation, cellular component: plasma membrane; cell wall. The record is from RefSeq and is a predicted model, not a curated record. Lineage: Eukaryota; Viridiplantae; Streptophyta; Magnoliopsida; Lamiales; Pedaliaceae.
UUCUUCAUCACAUUUUCCAUUUUUCACACACAACACACACUCAUUAAACUCUCACAUUGUUAAGCAUAUAAAUAAAUCCAGACCAGAGAGGGGUUCCUUCACUCUCUCUCUCUCUCUCUCUCUCUGUCGCUAGCUGUGUGUGUAGUGGAAGAAGAAUGGAAGUGAAGAAGAAGAUAUGUUUGUUGGUGUACUGUGUGUGGUUUGUGUACGCAGUCUCUGGUGUUGCACCACCGCCGGCUCCUUUGGAAGGGCUCCUCCCCAACGGCAACUUUGAAGAAAAGCCAAAGCCCACAGACCUCAAGAAAACAGUGCUCCAGGGCAAACGCGCGCUGCCCAAAUGGGAGAUCGACGGCCUAGUGGAGUACAUCUCCGGCGGCCCACAGCCCGGCGGGAUGUACUUCGCCGUGGCGCACGGCGUCCACGCCGUCCGCCUCGGCAACGAGGCCUCCGUCUCCCAAACAAUCCCAGUCAAAAAUGGCUCACUCUACGCUCUCACGUUUGGCGCAUCAAGAACCUGCGCGCAGGACGAGGUGCUGCGGGUGUCAGUGCCGCCGCAGACAGGGGACCUCCCUCUGCAGACCCUUUACAGCAGCAAUGGCGGCGACACCUACGCUUGGGGAUUUAGGGCUAAUUCCGACUCCGUGAAGGUGAUUUUUCACAAUCCCGGCAGGCAGGAGGAUCCUGCUUGCGGGCCUUUGCUUGAUGCUGUUGCCAUUAAGGAACUCUUCCCACCUAGGCCCACUAGAGUGAACCUGGUGAAGAACAAUGGUUUUGAGGAGGGUCCCCAUCUCCUGAUCAACUCAUCUCACGGAGUCCUCCUCCCUCCCAAACAAGAAGACCUGACCUCCCCGCUCCCCGGCUGGAUCAUCGAAUCACUCAAGGCCGUCAAGUUCAUAGACUCCGCCAAUUUCAACGUCCCGUUUGGGAAAGCUGCAGUGGAGCUGCUUGCAGGAAGAGAGAGCGCCAUCGCCCAAGUCAUCAGAACCGUCCCCAACAAAGCCUACAACCUCACCUUUGUAGUUGGAGAUGCCAAGAACGACUGCCACGGCUCGAUGAUGAUAGAAGCGUUUGCUGCUAAAUCGGUAAUGAAAGCUCCCUUCAAAUCCGAAGGGAAGGGGAAGUUCUCGACCUACAGUUUCAAAUUCACAGCCACGUUGUACAGGACCAGGUUAACGUUCUUCAGCUCGUUCUAUCAUACUAAGGUUCAUGACUAUGGCGCUCUGUGCGGUCCGGUUCUCGACGAAGUCCGAGUUUUCCCUGCUAAGGCUUAGUUUUAUCGGUAUUGAUGAAGUGCCGGAGUUACUAUGUGUAAUGGAGAUAGAACAAUGACUGUUCAGCUUUAUGUGGAGGCUGAUCAAUUCAUCAGGCAUGGUCUGCAGUAUGUAAUUGCAUCAAAACUUAGGUUAUCAGUGAGUUCUUGGUUGCUUUGAGUUGAUUUUUACCACUGCUUCAUAAGGGCUAGUUUUUUCAUAAA